Oncorhynchus kisutch (coho salmon) is the source of this 6380-nucleotide messenger RNA. RefSeq names its product small G protein signaling modulator 2-like. The record is from RefSeq and is a predicted model, not a curated record. Gene Ontology annotation, biological process: activation of GTPase activity. Gene Ontology annotation, molecular function: GTPase activator activity. Bases 2559 to 5768 code for a protein of 1069 amino acids. The transcript has 24 exons. NCBI's taxonomy places the organism in Eukaryota, Metazoa, Chordata, Actinopteri, Salmoniformes, Salmonidae.
AUACUCCAAUUUAGAUGCACUCCUCCUCUCCAACCCUUGCAUAUUUUAUGACAGGAAGAGGAAGUGAUGGGGUAAUAACUGUUCCUUCUCCCUUAAGGUGACCUGACCUCAACCCAGUAAGAUGCCUAAUCCAAAAGUCUCCAACCGUAUCCCCUAUAGCAAUCCCGUGACUUCCUCCCAUCUACCCUGCACAUUCCACACCCAUCUGGCUCCUAUAGAUAACCAUUAACUUGUGAUUUAAAAAACGGUCGCUAUCAUUCCUCAUAUAUUAUAGUAUUACUGAUUUAAAAACCAGUCUCUAUCACUCUGUGUAUAAUAUAGUGUUAUUCCUGAUGUAUCAUGUUUCUAGGUUAACAAGUUUCCAAGGUUAACAAGUUUCCAAAGUUAAAAAGUUUCCAAGUGUAAUCCAGAGUCUAACGACAGGCUUCACUGUGCUGCGUAGCAGAGUUGCUUCCUCGCUCUCAUUGCUUUCUCACUCAGGCACGACUACGUGGCCUCUCACAGUUUCAACUCCAUCAUCAAGUUCGCUGACGACACAACAGCAGUAGGCCUGAUCACCAACAAUGACCAGACAGCCUACAGGGAGGUGUGAGGCACUCUGACGGUGUGCUGCCAGGUAAACAACCUCUCCCUCAACGUUAGCAAAACAAAGGAGCUCGUUGUGGUCUUCAGGAGGAACCAGGCUGGACACGCCCCCAUCCACAUCAACGGGGCCGCCGUGGAGACGGUCAAUAACUUCAAAUUCCUCGGCGUACACGUCUCCGAGAAGCUGGAAUGGUCUAACCACAUGGACACCACGGUGAAGAAGGCACCACAGCGACUCUUCAACGUCAGGAUGCUGAAGAAAUUCGGCCUGUCCCAGAGGGCCCUCAGUGUUCUACAGGAGCACCGUCGAGAGCAUACUGUCAGGCUUGCAUCGCAGGCUCUUCAGAGGGUGAUACGUGCAGCCGAACGCACCAUUGGGUGCACACUAUCUGCCCUACAGGACACCUACAACACCAGGUGUCUCAGGAAGGCCAAGAAGAUCAUCAGGGACCCAAGCAAUCUCUGUUCUCCCCGCUUAAAUCACUCCGACAAGGGCAGUGUGGGUGCAUCAUGGCAAAAACUGAGAGACUAGCCAAUAGUUUCUACCCUCAGACCAUCAGCCUGCUGAAUAGCCACCACAAGUCAGCUAGGUGUUCUUUCCUGCCUCUGCUACUCAUCCUAUGGACAGUUUCAUCAGCUGUCCGGGUGGCUGGUUUCAGACGAUCCUGCUGCUGAAGAACCCGGAUAUGGAGUUCCUGGGCUGUUACACAAUGUGUUUUAGUCCGGUUGGACGUACUGCCAAAUUCUCUGAAAGGAUGUUGGAUGCGGCUUAUGGUAGAGAAUUGAACAUUAAAUUCUUUGGCAACAGUUCUGGUGGCCAUUUCUGCAGCUCACUUUCUGGUAUCUUUUUUAUUUCAGCUCAUGAAACAUCUCUCCAUAUUCCACUUGGACAGUUGCUUCCCCCAAGCAUAAAUGGUUCUGGAAUGGGACGGGCAUGGUUCUGGAAUGGGACGGGCAUGGUUCUGGAACCAGUGGAGUGAAGCGACGGGUAUGGCUCUGGGCAGACAUCUGUAGUCCAUGAACGGCCACAGGGGGCGCUAGUUAGAGAUAGAAUGACAGAAAAACAGUCCCAGUGAAAACGCUUAUUCUGUAUAUCAUGAUGGUAAUGACUAUAUUGAUUAAUUUCUAUUGCAGCCAAAACAUGCGAUGACACGAUUUCUAAAACGGGGAGCCGCUGGCCUCGAUCAUCUUCAUUCAAGAUAUCCCUAGCCUCUAAAUAGGCUCAGACAAACCCAUGCCCUAGAUCAGAAUAAUGGCCAUGUGUUUCUUAAUUGAGUGAAGCACUAGUGCAAGUAGGGCUAUUUGCUUUGGCAUAUGUUACAUGACAAUAUCAUUAAUCAAUUUAAUGAUGGUCACAUACAUGACUGCAAAUUUAAUGAGAUAUUGUGUUGUCAGUUGUUGUAUUUUGUUGUGUCCUGUGUUUUUGUUAUGGUAUUGUGUGUUUGUUGGCCCUAUCAGUGUUGUUGUUCUGUGAGUCAGUCUGUCUUUGAAACCCCCAUGGCCCUUUUCAUAUUACAUGCAAGAAGACUACACAUAAAAUGCUCCUGAGCAUCACACCUCAAUAUCCCCCAAUCGUCCUGUACACGCACGCACACACAGAGGAGAGCUAUAAAUAACUGUCUGUCAUAGUGCUGGAAAUGUGUAUGGAGCGUGAGAUACGUGAAGUGAUUGACUCCAUUGAUAAACCGUGUUAAAGGGGGUGGGUCGAGCACCGCUGGCGUCAUUCUGAGUGGAUGUGAAGAUGGCUCCUCAAUGCGCCGCGGCAGGACCGCCACACAGAUGCGUCAACCGCCUGCUAUCUGGAGGCCCGAGCACUUUGCUGUGAGAGGGAAGGAAGGAGGGGGAGAAGUAAAUACAAGCUUUAAGAAAGGGUGGAGAGCACCAGACAUCCGAGAUUGUGGACAAUCACGUUGACGCUGUUUGCAGUCGUAACUUUGUCUGUCACAGAGACCGACACAAGACCAUCGAGAGCCAUGGGUUCGUGCACAGAUGAAGAAUUCAAAGAUAAAUUACUAUGGAAUGUGAAAAGAGAGGUGAAACAGAUCAUGGAGGAGGCGGUGACUAAGAAGUUUGUCCAUGAAGACAGCAGCCACAUCAUCGGCCUAUGCCGCACCAUCGAGGCGUGUCUGAGCCACCUGUUGAAACGGCGAGCGGCGGGCUUCCUGCGUAGUGACAAGAUCGGCGCCCUUUUCACCAAGAUCGGCAAGGUCAACGCCACGGCCGGAGAGGUGUGCCGGAAGGUCCAGGAGCAGCUCACACAGCAGGCAGAGGUCAUCAGAACCCAGAGGACCCAGCGUGUGGGUCAGGAGCCCCUGAAGAGGCAGGGGUCGUCGUCUGCAGGUCGCGCCCCCCAGCCCCUCUCCGCUCAGGCCAUCAAGCACAUCUGGGUUCGCACCGCCCUCUUCGAGAAGGUCCUGGACAAGGUCGUACAGUACAUCGUGGAUAACUCCAGUAAGUACUAUGAGAGGGAGGCUCUGAUGCAUGACUCAGUGUUUGGACCCAUCCUGGCAUGUCUACUGGUGGGUCCCUGUGCUCUGGAGUACACUAAGCUGAAGACGUCCGACCACUUCUGGACGGACCCGUCGGCCAACGAGUUGGUCCAGCGCCACUGGAUCCACGGGGCCCACCGGGGCCAGGACGCUUCCCCCAGCAGGAGGCCCGCUCUGGGGAUCCAGAAGAGACAGUCCAGCGUCAGCAUGUCCGAGGAUAAGUUUGCGGCGUCUGCACGGGAAUACGUGGAAUCUCUUCACCAGAACUCCCGUACUCACCUGCUCUACGGCAAAAACAAUGUCCUGGUCCAACCGAAGAAAGAGAUAGAGGUGUUGCGGGGGUACCUGUCUCUUCACCAGUCAGGGGACAACCUCACCUUGAAGUGGACCCCUAACCAGCUCAUCAACGGCACCCUGGGGGACUGUGACCUGGAGAAGAGUAUCUAUUGGGACUAUGCGUUGACCGUGCCUUUGCGACAGGUCGUGUGCAUUCACUGUCACCAGCGACCGGACUGUGGUGGGACUUUGGUUCUGGUUAGUCAGGAUGGUAUCCAGCACCCCCCACUCCACUUCCCCCACGGCGGCCACCUCCUGGCCUUCCUGUCCUGCCUGGAGACGGGCCUGCUGCCCCGCGGUCAGCUGGAGCCUCCACUCUGGAGCCAGAGAGGCAAGGGUAAGGUGUUUCCUAAGGUAAGGAAGAGGACCAGCACAGUCAGGCUGGUAGAUCAGGAGGGAGAGGAGCAGACAGCAGCUGACUAUGUGUUCCGUAUCGUCUAUCCUGGACACCACCACGACUCCACAGUGACCAUAAACUACCACCACACCACGGGCAGCCGUGCUCCCUCGCUGGAUGAUGAUGAAGAGGAAGAGGAUAGACUCCAGGCUAUGAUCUCAAUGAUCUGUUGGCGGAACCUCACAGAUCCUAAUGUCAUGAAAGACCAUGGGGAGAUGAUGGACAUCCAGGGAGCCUAUACGGGAGGCAGCCCAUCGUCAUGGCAGCAGGCAGCAGAGUGCACCAGUCACAUGUCGUCAUGUCUGUGUUGCUCCACAAGGGGCAGUAAUGUCUCCUUGGAAAACCCAGCAGGCUGCACCUGCAUCCAUGACCGUAUCCCUCUGAAGAUGCUGUGCCAGAAUAUGAAAAGGCAGAUCUUGUCCAGGGCCUUCUACGGAUGGCUGGCCUACUGUCGACAUCUGUCCACGGUCCGUACCCACCUGUCAGCACUGGUCAGCCACAACAUUGUCCUUCCUGACAAACCUUGCGAGGCAUCGGGGGGACUGAGCAGAGACGUGUGGAAAAAGUACCAGAAAGAUUGCAAGAACUAUAAAGAGUUGGAGUUGUUGUGGCUGGUGUAUUACGGAGGUGUACAGCAUGACAUCAGGAAGGAAGUCUGGCCCUUCCUGCUGGGUCACUACAAGUUUGGCAUGGGCAAGAAGGACAUGAGCCAGAUCGAUGAGAAGAUCGGUGCACGGUACCAGCAGGUGAUGAAGGAGUGGAAGGCCUGCGAGGUGAUCGUCAAGCAGAGAGACAAAGAGAUGCAGUCGGCCAUCUUUGCUAAUCUGUCUUCAGGAAGCAGCAUAGAGAGCCACGUCCUCAGACACAGAGACUCCACUCUCUGCAAUGAGGUGUUCAUGUCAGUGGAUGAGCCCGACGCAGGGGCGGGGUGGCAGGAAACCCCAGGAGGGGGGGUGGGAGACACCCCCGGCCACUCUACAGUGAUUCUCCCCGCAGCCAGUGGGGCACUAGCUCCUGAUGAGUGCCCCCUAGUGGAGUUUGACUCCCCUGACUCCGGGCACUCUCAGAUUCUCUCCUCUAUCAGCGAUGGACAGAGCACGGAGGAGAAGGGGGGAGCCGGGCAGGAGGGAGGAGCCGGGGAGGAGGCUCGGCCACACUCGUACAGUGUGACGGAGGAGAAGGGGCGACAGGAUUGGUUGAGUGAGGAGAUGCUGUGCAGUCAGCUGGAUAAGUUGAUGACCAAUGAGAAUGGAGGAGCAGAGGGGAUGCCUUCACUCUCAUCCUAUACAAUUGAGCUGUUGGACACGGUGGCUCUGAACCUCCACAGGAUAGAUAAAGAUGUUCAACGCUGUGACCGUAACUACUGCUACUUUACGACCGCUAACCUGGAGAAACUACGCAACAUCAUGUGCAGCUAUGUGUGGGAUCACCUGGAGAUGGGUUAUGUCCAGGGGAUGUGUGACCUGCUGGCUCCUCUCAUGGUCAUCCUGGACGAUGAGUGUCUAGCGUACAGCUGUUUCACCCAGCUGAUGAAGAGGAUGAGCCAGAACUUCCCCAACGGUGGAGCCAUGGACACACACUUCACCAACAUGAGGUCCCUCAUACAGAUCCUGGACUCGGAGCUGUUUGAGCUGAUGCAUCAGAAUGGAGACUCCACCCACUUCUAUUUCUGCUACCGCUGGUUCCUGUUGGACUUCAAAAGAGAGCUGCUGUACCAGGAUGUGUUCUCAGUAUGGGAGGUGAUCUGGGUGGCCCCUCACAUCUCCUCUCAGCACUUCAUCCUGUUCCUGGCCCUGGCUCUGGUAGAGGUCUACAGAGAGAUCAUCAGAGACAAUACCAUGGACUUCACUGACAUCAUCACCUUCUUCAACGAGAUGGCAGAACGUCAUGACGUGCAGCACAUCCUUCAGAUCGCCAGAGAGCUGGUGCGCAAGGUCCAGUCUCUCAUCGAGAACAAGUGAUGAAGAGGAGGAUCCACAUGGCAGGAGGAAGAGGAGGGUGAACAGGGCCAGAAGAGGAGAGGUAGAGAGGAGCCAGAUACCAUCACUCCACCCCUCCACCUGCCCAUCCAUCCUCUGCAUCCAGCACAGCUCCCUCCCUCUCUUACCCCUCUUUAUACCUCACAAACCUGUGGAAGAGACGGAGACGUGGGCCCUCUAUCCCUCCAGCCGGACCAGUGAAGGGUGAAGGCUCCAGGUUGACCAUCCUGGCCUGGAGAAAGGAGAGAACAGGGGGAAGGAAAGGAGAGGGAUGUUGGCUGGGUCCUGGUCUAGGUCUGGUUCUGGACUGGGUCUGAUCCUGGUUCCAGUGCUAAGUCUGGGUCUAGGUCUGGACCUGGUAUAUAGAUGUUGUUUACAAGCACCCGGUCACAGAAUGCCAUGGUUAGUUGGUUGCUGUCAGACGUUUGGAGUUGUCUUUAUGCUCGUUAGUUGGAUCACACUGUGACUGCCCACAUUUUAUUAUUCUCUACUAUUCACCAGGGGUGGCAGGUAGCCUAGUGGUUAGAGGGGCGGCAGGUAGCCUAGUGGUUAGAGGCAGGUAGCCUAGUGGUUAGAGGGGCGGCAGGUAGCCUA